GGUUGUUUAACGUUUGACUUCGGUUAACCAGCUCCCACAUGGAUUAUCUUGAUAAGCUCGAUGAAUUGCCUACUGUCUCGGAAGCACUCACUUUACCGUACAACGAAUACAGCAAGCAUGCCGCGGGCAUGCUGAAUUUUCGGGAAUAUUGCCUUGAUGGCUUUGCCGAAGCUAUCGACAAAGUUCAGCAAUGGUGUGUUCACUUGGACUGCAUAAAACCUGAUGGCGCCUGUACACCCGCUCCACCGUUUCCAACUUGGACUGCGACCCCUAGCAAUUCUUCGGCCUACAUUACAACUACACCGGAGUUGCCUUUCGAUAAAAACCAUACAAAUGCCACUUCUGCUCUCCAGUUCAUACUUUCUGUCGGCUUCAACGGAUCGAACUGCUACGAUGAUUAUAUUUGCGAUCAUGAAAGGUUGAGUUCGGCUAACCAUUGGGUUCUUGGAUUCGGCUGUCUCCUGCUUUGUCUCGGCGGAAUCGCGAGCAACUUAGUGUUGCUCCCCGCAUACAAUUUGGGACUGAACCGCUCUGGAGCCACUUUAUUCCUUACCUCAAUGGCUAUACUGGAUUUGAUUUAUUUAAUCUCCACUCUGCUCGUUGUUGUGUCUCACUACAUGCCAAGCGAUUUCGAGGGACAGAUGCUUUAUUAUACCCAAUUCUCCGCUCGCUUUGUCCCCAUCGGCUUACCGAUUAUGCAAUUGUGUGAAUUCGUCGUGGUGUGGCUAGUGGUUGCCCUUCUGGCCAAUCGACUGUUGUAUCUCAAAUUGGGCUUUCAAUCAAAACUUUUGUGUUCCCAACUACAAGCUUCCAAGUCGAUCGCUGCGCUCGUUGUGUUCGGACUCGCUUACUGCAGCUGCAAGUUCAUUGAAUACACUGUUGUGGAAUACAAAAAGAUGAAUGUGGUGCGGGUCGUCUUGACCCCCGUUGGCAAGAGUUCACUGUACAGGAACUUGAUGUACAGCUGGUUGAAUGUGCCGUUGCAGAUGUUUCUGCCCUAUCUGAGCGUCGGCAUUCUAGUCUCUGUCGUUGUGACGAAAAUGCUAGAUUUCCAUCAUUCCAAAUGGAAGGCCGUCGCCAGCUUGUGCAAUGACACAGCUUGCGCAUGUGUAUGCCGUACCGGAGUGUGCGGCACGGCAUGCAAAGAAGGGGGAAGAAUUGAGUCGCCGGUUGAGCCACGGUCGCCUCUACCUGACUCGGCUAAAGCCCUGCUGGAUCAACCUAAAGUUACAAACCAGCUGAUUAGCUUUAACUCACCAGAUUACAAAAAGGUAGCUACAGAGUUCAUCGAUCCCAUUGAGGAGGAGUUGGCAUACUUAUUUUUCCAACUCCCGCAUGUAGACGAGACACGCGAACACGCUAAUGUGAUUACCUCCGUGUGUAUCGGGUUGUUGUUGGUGAUGUUAAAAGUUCCGAAAUUUUUGCUACAUGUCCUGUCCACUGAGAGCUACAUCGAAUACGACCCAGCGGUGUUCACUCUCAUUGAUCAAUUUUUGGAUACCGUCUUCGCUGCCUGCAAACCGUGCGUGUGUAUCCUAGUUGGUGCGCAUUUCCGACGCGUUUUGCUAGAACCAUCUCAAUGCACAUCUGCUCGUUCGCAAACGGCAACCACCGAAAUGGAUGACCAGGGUGAUGUUCAGCUACAGCGUGUGAGCUUCAUCGAUCACGCAUCAUAGCUGGCUAAAACGGCCACAAUACAACAGUCAGUGCUAUAGAAAUUAUCUUCACUGCGUCCCGUAAUUGCCCGCAAUCGAUCUCUGUCCCGAAAAUUUUCGACUUUCUGAAGAUACCCAACGUUGUACUCUCUAUACCCACUUUUCUUUCGGUUAGAUAUUGGAUAUUUGUCUUUCGUUGUUUAAAUGCAAUGUGUUUUGAAGUAUUUCACUGAUGACUGUAUCUCACUUUAGAGUUUGCCCAACCGUGCAAUAACCCAAUCAUGUUGGUGGGUGCAUUUCAUUUCAUUUUGUCAUUUGAUCACGUUAAAAGUAAUAUUGGUAUUUUCAUCAC
Molecule: messenger RNA, 2007 nt
Organism: Dicrocoelium dendriticum
Lineage: Eukaryota; Metazoa; Platyhelminthes; Trematoda; Plagiorchiida; Dicrocoeliidae
Source: the annotation of a GenBank genome assembly